AUGGCGGCACCCAGGGCAGCGGAAUCCCCGAAUCGGAGCUGGCCAAGCGCGGGGACCGAUGCCCCGCUCGAGAUUGUAGCUCCCACCUGGUCAGAGAUAGCGGGCGAACCCCCGAUCCCCGAGUGGGCCAGCGUGGUGGUGGAGAACCCUGCGCCCAGCCCGAGCCGGCCACCCGCCUGCCGCGGUAUCUCCUGGACGCCGGCCGAGACUAACGCGCUGAUUGCGGUGUGGGGUGACGAGCGACUGCAGGAUGUGCUGGAGGGCAACCUGCGCAAUUCGCACAUCUUCGACAGGAUAUCGCAGGCCCUUCGCGAAAUGGGUUACGAGAGAAGCGCCAACCAGUGCAAGGAGCGUAUCAAGACUCUAAAGAGGUGUUAUAGUCGAGUCAAGGAACGAGGUCGUGGUAAGAGAACCUGUAACUAUACAUUUCAGCAGCUGGAGCAGGUGUUUGGACGCAUGCCUGUUGUGUGGGAGCAACAUGCCUAUCAGCCUGUUCUUAUUGACAGCAGUGGACUCUACCAAGAUACAAAACCGAGCACCGUUAAUCUAGAAGAAAGCCAGGGAGUGCAGCCGACUGAACUGGAAGAUUGGGGAAACCAAAAACAAGACUUGUUCAUCAAGCAGGAGCUGCUUAUGAAUCAGAAACAGGAACUACAGGUCUACCAGGAUCUGUCUGUAUACCAGGAUGCAGAUGAGGAUGUGGAAGAAAUGGGUUUUGUAAAGAAGAAACCACCUGCAUGGCGCAAUUCCACCGAAAACAUGCAGAAACCAGAGAUUCUGCAAGCCCUUAUGGCACUGUUGGACUCAGUCCACUCAAGGUGGCAAGAUUUCCAGAGUUAUGAUGAUCUCAGCAGUAUGUACUUUGCAAAUAAACUUGGUAUCUUCGCUAUUGGUUAUAAUACGAGAUGGGUUGAGGACAUACGAUAUCAUUAUGCAGAAAUCAGCUCACAGGUGCCGGUUGGAAAGAGACUGAAGGAAUAUUUAAAUCCAGAUAAACCAGAAGGCAAAGUGAUCGCUGUUAAGCGACAAAAAAUGAACUGGAAGAAAGUCUAUUAUAAGCUAUUUGAGAUCACAAAAAGUGAGGCACGAUGUCUUGAGCUACACUUUGGUUUUGAUUGGAUACCUAUCGCACUUUCCCGUGCAGCCAGUGACAACAUUGUACAGUAUUUGCUUCCGGGUGGGAUCCCGGAUUCCAAUGGCCUGUACGUAAUUGGUUGUGAAGAGGCAGAAGGUGAGGAUCUUUCCCCACGGCGAGAUUACGGCAUUAGGGUGCCUCUGCAGAAGGUUUCUAGUGGCAGUACAGCAGGACCGUCGCUUUUGGAAAAUGAAGUUAGUGAUGCUAGUGAUGUAAAGUCAAAAAUUCGUUACUGUUAUCUAGGUGUUGCAGAGGAGAAAACCAUUCAUCAGUGCAUACUGCAACACUUUCAAUCACCAGUCAAGAUGCUGCACAUGAAGACAUAUUCAAUUAACAACUUCCUCUCUGAAAACUGCCGAGCAGGAGCCAUCUGUAGAUCUAUUUACAUCAAAUUUAUAGAAGUAGAGAAAGAAUAUCUCUCUGCAGGCUGUGUGCAAGAGUGUUUGGAAAAAGUCAUGGGAUAUCCUUUAUGGUUCACAAAGUAA
Messenger RNA from Mobula hypostoma (lesser devil ray), 1620 nucleotides. RefSeq names its product myb/SANT-like DNA-binding domain-containing protein 2. The transcript has 4 exons. NCBI's taxonomy places the organism in Eukaryota, Metazoa, Chordata, Chondrichthyes, Myliobatiformes, Myliobatidae. The record is from RefSeq and is a predicted model, not a curated record. Bases 1 to 1620 code for a protein of 539 amino acids.